This is a messenger RNA of Acanthaster planci (crown-of-thorns starfish), 1698 nucleotides long. RefSeq lists its product as uncharacterized. The record is from RefSeq and is a predicted model, not a curated record. NCBI's taxonomy places the organism in Eukaryota, Metazoa, Echinodermata, Asteroidea, Valvatida, Acanthasteridae.
UCCAGUCUCCACGUUCGAAGUUACAAAUUAUAUACAAUUGUUAUAUGCUUGUAUUUGUUGAGGGGCUUGCCAAGUUAAUGAGAUUAAGACAAGACGCUUAUCAAAACGUUAUGGUCGCAAAAAUAGCAUCGUUCUCUGGACGGUCUGAAGUUUUGAAACAGACAUUUUCUGCGAUUGCCACUAUCACGGUGGUGGCAUCAGUAUGUGAAACCAUUGCGUCAACUUCGUCCCAUGGACAGCAUGGCGAGGCGAUGUACUUGGCCCUCCCCCACCGCGCACUAGUCGGUCACGCCAUCAGAAACUUAUCGGGGGUAUCGCUGGUCCGGUGCUCGGCACUGUGCAUGAGGGAAAACGACGUCCAGUGCCGGUCCUUCAACUACGAGGAGACCGGCAAGAUCUGCCAGUUAAAUGACGCCAGGGUCGAAGAGUUCUCUGGGAGUUUGGAGCAAAAUAGUGCCUUUUCGUACUACCACAGCGUGCAAGUUGAGCAGGCAACCAGGAUGUGCUCAGAAAUUGAUGCAACACCAGCGAAUGCUCCUGAAUGGCGACUGGUGUUUAAAGGUGUAGCGGGGACCGGAUUGAAGUUGUACGACAUGUGGACUACCGCAGCUUGGGACGCAAGCGCGAUGGGAGGCAGUGGGAGUUGUCGGAAUGAGUUGUUGCAUAGUGCCUGGAAGAACAGCGAACUGGUCGUACGGCGCGUAAAACUCUCCCUGUACGAUUCCAGUGGAUGCAGAGCCGAGUUGGUUUUCAAUGGAAUUGGAUCUGAUAUCCUUAACUGGUUCAGUAAGGAACGUCUUAUCACCAGCCCAUGGACGGACCUGAAAUCAACCAAAACUAAUUACUUCAGCAUUAGAGGACAGACCAAAGAAGACCGGCGGUUCUUCAUCAACCAUAAAUUCGGAGCAUGCGGAGGCGACAGCGGUUGGCUUGCCGUAACUGAAUCCAAUCGCCCCGUUGAUUGUGAAUGGGAGCGAGCAACCGAAGAUCUUCCCUACUCAAUCAUAUCGUAUAGCCGAAAAGAUAGUAGAGUGGACUGGCCAGUGCUAACUGAGGUUGGACGUGCAGAUUACUUGACCAUAGACGUUGAUGCCAAGUAGGAAUAUUUAAGGUGAGGUGGAAAAUGAAGUGCGAACAACAACCUCUGGGCGUCUGGAUUUUGUUUCAGGGAAUUAAACAUUUUAAUGUGUUGUCAUGUAUGAACAGUUUGGUCUGAAAGGCUUCAAAACCAUCGUUUGAACUGCAGGAAAUUAACUACAAAGUAAUCUUGGAGACGUUUAACCCUAAACGAGCCGGGAGCAGAAUCCACCCUCUCGAUUUUUUUUUGCUGAUUUCGCCAUGAUGUAUUUCUUUCAGGACUUAAGCCUUUAAGAGUUUUUAGAGUAACUCUUUGCGGUCAUCUUGACACUGAUUUUGUGAAAAUCAAACCGUUCUUGUGCAACACGCAUUUUUCCGAGACAGGUCAGCCACAAAUUUAUACGGUUGUCACGGUGGGUCUCAAUGCACGCGGGCUGGCACGCAUGUAGCAUUGAACUUCAAAUAACUCUAACAACAAUACCACAAGUUUGAUUGGGUUUAAACUUCACAUUUGUAAUGAUAAAGACUGUCUUUACGUGCAUAACAAGUUUCAAAAACAUCGAGUGAGGCACUAUACCAGGCAAGAUAUAGGACGGAGGGGUACCCCCCUUACCUGUCCAA